UGUAUGGUAUAUGCAGUUAAAAUAUAUUUCGGUUUUCUUUUCAAAGUUGUCAUUUUGCAAUAAUAUCUCGACUCUCGGUGGUUUAAUUAAGCUGAAUUUUAGGUAAAACAUUUCCGUUUAUCAUUAUCGAGAAAACCACUGACAAACUCGUGAAAAUAUUUAAUUUUUUUACUAUGAAAGAACUAAAAAUUUUAAUAAUAUUCCAUUAAGAUAUUUGCAAUUUUGUUAACUUUUACUCAAUUUCUAUUAUAAUAGUUUACCCGAUAACAACAAGCUUACAGAAAUUUUUUAUCUAAAAUUCAGCUUAAUUGAACCACCGAGAGUCAAUAUAUUACUGCGAAAUGACAACCUUGAAAAGAAAAACGAAAUAUAUUUUAACUGCAUGUACCAUAUACUUAUAUGAGUAUUUGAUCAUCAAAAUUAUAUUUUUCUUCUCUUUAUAUGUUGUAUGAAUACACGUCAAAAUAAUACUUUCGCAUAUUCAUUCAGUUUGUCAUAAAAAAUUGUGGAAAAGUAAGUACGAUUUUCAGACAAUCUGACCCUCCGGUCUCCUUAAACUCCAUCAACUUCUUGUCCAUUUGCUACACGGCAUUUUUACAACUAAUGCAUUAAUACUAGACAAUAACUGGACAACUGCGCACAUUUCUACCAGGGUUCUCUCGCGUGCCUUAUUCCUUUUCCUCUGUCGGUUAUGCCACUAGAUCGCAACCGGGGUGAAAUUAAUGCACCCAUGUCCCAUCUCUCUGCCCCGUCGGUUGCCGGGAAAAUUAACCGCGGUCAUCGUAUCUCUGGAGCGGCGCGUCGUCUCCUCGCGUCGGGAUUUCGUUAACUGUCUUCGAUCUCGCGAGAUACGCGAUCGCGAUCUCGCGACGUCCCCUCGGGCCUUUCACGCUGUCCAAGUAAUUCCGGGUGAAAUAUGUGUUGUUUUGAAUUUUCGGUCGCGCCACGUGAGAAUAGAAUUAAACAUAUGCGAAAGUGCACGCGUUAAUUUAAUAAUAGCGAAGCCCUGACAUCCAGUUUGAAAUCUUGCAGAUUUACAACUCCGCGAAACGCAAAUUCGCGAAUUGACUUUUUGCGUAAUAAUGACCGAUACACGUUUAGUUGUGAUACCAUAAUUACGAUAUUAAGUAUAAUUAUCUGCAAACAGCGAGUGCUCAUAAACGGAUGAGAAUAACAACGUUUGUUCGCAAAAUGAUUUUCGCAUCGCACUUGCCAUAAGCGCACCUUGAAUAAACUCCGACUCCCAAAAAAUGUACACACGCGCUCCUACAAACAAUGUCGAGAAUAUUGAGGCUAAAUCCCCCAUAUUUCAGAAUUUCGUACUUAUAUUUCCUCAGAUAACCAAUUGUGACUGACUGUACAAACAUGAUAGAAACAGCCUUCUUCUAUAUGUUAGUUCUCACAACGAUCUUAAUAUUGUGUUUUGAUUUUAAAUUGUCAAGAAAAUAAUUUUAAUAAAUCAAAUAUGUUAAAUCUUAGAUUUUCUGAAUCAGCUUGUAAGAAGCUGUAAAAAAUCUAAGACGUAGAAAAUAUGAGAGAAGAUAGAUUUCGAGCAUGGUUCUCAUUCACGAUGGAGAAUAUUAAUACAAAAUUUCGAAGGGCUCAAGAAUUUACUUUGCUACUACUAAAUUAGUUUUUUCUAUUUUUUUACUGUAAUAUUAUACCGAUUUUAAUGAAACUCGAGUAAAAACAUCUAUGUUCUAAAAGGAUGAUUUCGCGAUUUUGUAUCUAUUGUUCCUCUCAAGAUAAAUACUGAAGAAACUACAUGAACAACAUAUCCCUGGAGUUAUCUAGACUUGAUCUCAUGCUAAUUUCGCCUAUAACUGAGCUUGUGACAGAUCGCAUGUAUCAUCGAUGAAUCCGCGUGGUCGCGAUAACAGCUGCGUGAUAGCGAAUCGUUUCACGCGCUACGACCGAAAUGUCACGGAUGAUUAGAAAACGAUUAGACCAUCGAAAUACGCUUGUCGGUAAUAAAUUCAAACGCGUGUCGUUAUUAUCGUUCCGUCGUUAUGAAAAUAGGAUCUUGCUUUCACCGAGCGAAAACUCGGUUAUCGUCAAUCGCUUGGAGAAGCAACGUCCUUUAAUCUUGAGGAAGAAUGUCUUAUUUAUUAUUAGCAUAUCAGAAGCGUAGCAGAGAAGUUUAAAUAUACUUUUGUUUAUAUAUUUAGAAUCAUACGAAAAGAGGGAUAGAUGUUUAAGAACGAGAGAGGAAAGGAGAAGGCGAUAGAGUCAGCACAGAAAAAAAUUAGUAUUCACUUAACAAACUAAUAUACUUAAAUUAACAAUCAUUGUUUCAUGUAUAAGCAACAAUAUACAAUUUUGUCGAAACGAGAUUUCAAGUUUUUUUUUCAAGUUUUGAAUUUCGAUAUUGUUAUGUUUAUUUUAUUUGAAUAUUACAAUAGUCUCAUAAAAAUACAAUAUGAUUUUUUUGAUAAUAAUGAUAUAUAAAAUAUCUUUUUCCGACAUUUAAAAAUAUAAUUUUCAAUUCGAUAUUUGGUACUUUUCAUUCACGAACAUUACUUUUUUAAUAAUAAGAAUAUAAUUUUCUCUGUUGAAUCACAUAUAAGAUGUAUCGAUACAAGUAACUCACCUUUGUUUAACUCUAUGUAAUCUCAUAUUAAGAUUUACUUGUCAAAAGAGAAUAAUACUCUUAAAACAAGAAUGUUCCUUUUCUUAUGUAAAAAAUUUCGAAAUCUCCAAUAAUAAUUUUCCUCAAGAUGAAUCGAGACAUCGAUCUUCCUUUCUCUCUCUCUCUCUCUCUCUCUCUCUCUCUCUCUCUCUCUCUUUUGCCUCAUCGAGGAUGUCCUGCGAACAUAUCCGGCGAGAUCGGGAAAUCGAAUUUUCUGCGCGACGAAGCCCCCGCGGAUCGAAGCGACCAGCCGACUUUGCGAGGUCAUCGCACGCGAGGAGACUUUUAUCUUCCGGCUUAGCAGCGAGACAAACGGAAGAUUGGGGGAUCCUUUAACGCGCGUUUCGCCGGACAGAGAGUGGUGCGGAGGGUACAUUUGUAAGGGCUCCCACGGGGAUCGAUCUGUCGUGUUGUACUUCCUCUGGCUUCGAGAAAGUAUCGACAACGCGACGCGACGCGGCGCGCCGGCCGGCUCUCGUCUUCGAGACGAUUGAUAGCACGAGGAAGCUCAAGACACGCGUUUCCCGGCGCCGAUCUUGCCGCCGUAAUCGAGACGGGAUCUCAUGGAAGGGAAAGGUCGAGGGCGCGCGCCGUGAGUGCUUCUCUUUAGAAGCGGAAUUUAUUCCGGAAGUAAGAGUAUCUUUCGAAUAUUGUGUAGAUUGUUUUCAUUCUCCUCUCACGGAGAAAUCGUUGGUAAUUUCUAUAAUGAACAAACAAAAGAUGCUCAUUCUUUUGUAGAAAACUCGUCGAUGAUUUUCACAUAAAAAAAAAAAGAAAUUUAUGCUUUUGACUCACCCUUAGUUUUUGAUUAAAUUAAAUCGCGACUAAAUUUAUAUCGUAAUCGAAUAUAGAGAACGAAUAAAAAAGUUGCAGUCCUUGUUCUUCUCUCCAAAAAAUAGCGAUUUCUGUAUUAAAAAAAAAGAAAAAAAUUGGCAUUUUCGGCCGACUUUGAAUUGAAUCGCGAUUAAAUUUGUAUCACGAUUGAAAACUAACAAUGAAUAAAAAAAAUUGCAAGUCAUCCUUGUUCUUCUCUUUAAAAAUAAAUUAUCAGUGACAUCUGUGUAAAAAAUGAAAUUUGAUGGCUUUUUUAGUAUGAAAAAAUUUAAAUAAAAAUUUGUACCUUAUCCUCAUUUUUUUGAAACAAAUUGUUUGUGAUUUACAUAUUGAAAAUAAGAUUUAUGUUGUUGACCUAAGUUUUCAAUUGAAUUGAGUCGCGCUUGACUUUGCAUUACGACCGAGAACUGAUAACGAGUUCGCGACACGAUCUAUACGGAACGAACGACCCCUGAAACAUUCCCUGCGUCGUUUCUAUUUCGCGGAUACAGCGCGGCGCUUCAUCGCCGACAAUGGAACGAAUUGCGAAAGCGCUGAGUCAGUUGUCCCGCGGCUAAUUAACGAUGUCCAUUCCGCAGGGCGCACUUAAAGCCCAUCUACAAUGGCCGUAAGGCGUGGCAGCGUAAGAAAUGGGCCUUUAAAAAAGAUGACGGGCAGCAGUAACAACAAAAUGGGUCAGGGGGUGACGUCGGUCCGUGGUGAUGGCAGGAAGCACAUGGUUCAUUGGUUCCGCAAGGGGCUUAGGUUGCACGACAACCCUUCGUUAAGGGAGGGCCUGGCAGGCGCGUCCACUUUCCGGUGCGUCUUCGUGCUGGACCCCUGGUUCGCCGGAAGCACCAACGUCGGCAUCAAUAAGUGGAGGUUUCUGCUGCAGUGCCUGGAGGAUCUGGACUGCUCCCUGAGGAAACUCAAUUCUCGUCUGUUCGUGAUCCGAGGCCAGCCUGCCGACGCGUUGCCCAAGCUAUUCAAGGAGUGGGGCACGACGGACCUGACCUUCGAGGAGGACCCGGAGCCGUUUGGUCGCGUGCGAGAUCACAAUAUCUCGGCGCUCUGCAAGGAGCUCGGCAUCUCAGUGGUGCAGAGGAUCUCGCACACUCUCUACAAACUGGACGAGAUCAUAGAGAAAAAUGCUGCGAAAUCACCGUUGACCUACCAUCAAUUUCAAAACGUCGUGGCCAGCAUGGACCCGCCGGAAAUGCCGGUACCAACCGUGACUUCCGCCUGCAUCGGCAGCGCUUAUACUCCCCUCAAGGACGACCACGACGACCAUUACGGCGUGCCCACCCUCGAGGAACUCGGCUUCGACACGGAGGGUCUACUACCUCCAGUGUGGGUCGGCGGCGAGAGCGAGGCCCUGGCACGGCUUGAGCGUCAUCUUGAACGAAAGGCGUGGGUGGCGAGCUUCGGCAGGCCGAAGAUGACGCCGCAGUCCUUGCUGCCGAGUCAGACCGGGCUCUCGCCUUAUUUGCGAUUCGGAUGUCUCAGCACACGGUUGUUUUACUACCAGCUCACCGAUCUGUACAAGAAGAUAAAGAAAGCGGUGCCGCCGCUGUCGCUGCACGGCCAGCUUCUCUGGCGCGAGUUCUUUUACUGCGCCGCGACGAAGAACCCCAACUUCGACCGGAUGCAGGGCAACCCGAUUUGCGUGCAAAUACCGUGGGACAAGAACGUAGAGGCGCUGGCAAAGUGGGCAAACGGUCAAACGGGUUUUCCGUGGAUCGACGCGAUUAUGACUCAGCUACGGGAAGAAGGUUGGAUACAUCAUCUGGCCAGACACGCGGUGGCUUGUUUCUUGACUAGGGGCGACCUUUGGAUCUCGUGGGAAGAAGGAAUGAAGGUGUUCGAUGAGCUCCUCUUGGACGCCGAUUGGUCCGUCAAUGCCGGCAUGUGGAUGUGGCUAUCGUGUAGCUCGUUCUUCCAACAGUUCUUCCACUGCUACUGUCCAGUACGAUUCGGCAGAAAGGCGGACCCAAACGGUGAUUACAUCAGGCGUUACUUGCCGGUGCUGAAGAACUUCCCGACUAGAUACAUUCAUGAGCCGUGGAACGCGCCGCUCAGUAUACAGCAUGCGGCCAAGUGCAUCAUCGGCAAGGAGUACUCGCUACCGAUGGUGAACCACAGCAAAAGCUCGCGUAUCAAUAUCGAGCGGAUGAAGCAGGUUUACCAGCAGUUGAAUAAGUACCGCGGUAACGGAGCUUCGUUCAAAGGAGAAACUGUCGGCUUGUUGAACGCUUUGCUGGCGCCCUCGACGAAGGACACUAACGAAGAAAAGACGAAGCAGGAUUCGCCAAGUCAGGAGAACGAGCAGAAGAUGGAGACCAUCAGCAACCCCACAUCGCAGCAGCAACAACAGCAGCAACAACAGCAACAGCAGCCAUAACGACAGCCGUUGUAGCUAUUCAGUGGGUCCGCCAGCGUGUUGUGAUAACGUGGACGAAUCUUUUGUGAAUAUUGCCGGGAACAAUCGAAUUUGAAUGGAACUUUUCCAAUCGCGCUCGGAUCCCGUAUUUGCAAUUAUUUAUUCGACGAUGCAUAUGCGCCGAUGUGGGUACGUGCACGCUCGCGUCCCCAAUUGCGCGAUGAGAGUAUCUCUCUGCGAACAAUAAGCGAGCGCGCGCAUUGGAAUCAGCACUCUGGAGAACAACUCUGUUUAACGAAGCGCGUGGAUUCCAGUCGAAUUAACUUCUGAUUGACCACAGAAAAAUCCGUCGAUUACGCGCAGUACAAUACAGCCAGGUGCUUCUCUGAACAAUAAUUAUUAUGCGCGCUAUCAUCUCUGCACUUUGAUUUUAUUUCAUCCUGCGAUUCCGUCUAACUGAUUUUGAUCCUUCGAUAAGUAUAUAUCCUACGUUCGGUAGAUUUAAAUUUUAAUUCUGUGUAUAUAUAUAUAUAUAUAUAUAUAUAUAUAUAUAUAUAUAUAUAUAUAUAUAUAUAUAUUCAUAUUGAAAUAUAUUAACUGAAUAUAUUAGUCUUUACGAUAUCUCUUUUUAAGUACACUGUAAGCGACGAGUGUUAAUUGUAAAAAAAAGAAAAGCAGAGAACGAUGAGAUGUCAUGCUAUUUUCUUAACAUUCAUAGAACGUAAUCAAUGUCUUAUACAAAGAAAUAUUCGGAAGUAUUUCUCAACAAGUUUAAUGGGCUUUGAAUAUAUUAUAGAGCAGCUAAAAAUAGGAAACACGUGUCUUUUUUCAUAAGUGCUUCUCUACGCGGUUAGGAAUUCAAACAGCGUCUCGAAGGUAGUCCCCUAUACUUAAUCAUAAGAGGACAUCUCUGAAAUUGUGAAGUAUAUAUAUUGUAUAUACAUAUAAAAUAUAGUUUAUUGCAUACUUUUUUAUUAUAUAAUAGUUUAUUAUCUCUUCUCAUUAUUCAUCAUCGUUAUCGACAUUGUCAUCAUUGACAUUUUUAUUGCUACUCUGUAAUAUCUGACUAUUAUAUAUUCAAUAAACAUUUUUCUAUCAUUCAAAUAUA
This is a messenger RNA of Odontomachus brunneus, 6930 nucleotides long. RefSeq names its product cryptochrome-1 (gene Cry2). Gene Ontology annotation, molecular function: DNA binding; FAD binding. The record is from RefSeq and is a predicted model, not a curated record. Gene Ontology annotation, biological process: negative regulation of DNA-templated transcription; circadian regulation of gene expression; entrainment of circadian clock by photoperiod. Gene Ontology annotation, cellular component: cytoplasm; nucleus. NCBI's taxonomy places the organism in Eukaryota, Metazoa, Arthropoda, Insecta, Hymenoptera, Formicidae. The coding region runs from base 4065 to 5843 and encodes 592 amino acids. The transcript is spliced from 11 exons.